This is a messenger RNA of Pseudomyrmex gracilis, 1107 nucleotides long. RefSeq names its product ubiquitin-conjugating enzyme E2 S. The transcript is spliced from 5 exons. The record is from RefSeq and is a predicted model, not a curated record. Lineage: Eukaryota; Metazoa; Arthropoda; Insecta; Hymenoptera; Formicidae. The coding region runs from base 141 to 770 and encodes 209 amino acids.
UGUUGGUUAUUGCGGAUAAUGUCGUGCUGCUGUUGUGACGUUAAGCGGUUUUCCCACAAAACCACGAGUGUGCGUUUGAAAGAUUGAGAGAAAACGCGAAACCUGCGAGACCUGGUGAAACGUCGGAGUCCUCUGCGAUCAUGGCCGCUGCCGUGAGCUCCAAUGUGGAGAAUCUGUCGCCGCAGAUUAUCCGCCGGGUCGCCAAGGAAAUGGCAGAACUGGUCAGCCAACCACCCGAGGGUAUCCGCGUCAUUCUCAACGAGGCGGACGUUACGGACAUCCAAGCUGUCAUCGAAGGCCCGUCGGGAACUCCCUAUAAUGGUGGCUUCUUUAGAAUAAAAUUGGCUCUUGGAAAGGAUUUCCCUCAAGGACCACCAAAAGCAUACUUCCUCACAAAAAUCUUUCAUCCUAAUGUAGCAAAAAAUGGCGAAAUUUGUGUUAAUACUUUAAAGAAAGAUUGGAAACCAGAUCUCGGAAUACAACAUAUAUUAUUGACCAUAAAAUGUUUGCUAAUAAUGCCAAAUCCUGAAUCUGCUUUGAACGAAGAAGCUGGCAAGUUGCUUUUAGAAAGUCAUGAUGAAUAUGCGGAGCGAGCUAAGAUGAUGACAGAAAUACAUGCACAAGGAGCUGGAAAAGGGAGCAAGGCUGGUUUAGAAAGCUGUGCAGAAGCAGGAGGACCUCUUCCAAAAAAGCACGCAGGCGACAAAAAACUAACGGCAGAAAAGAAAAAGAUGUUAAAAGAUAAAAAGAGAACACUGAAAAGAUUAUAAGGUUAUUUAUCUGUAUUUUGUAAUUUAAAAACACUGGUGUGGUAAUGUUGCCUCAUUGUAUACAACUAUUGCAUAGUAAAAUUUUAUUAUUGAAAUUUACGUGUGAUUGACCUUAUUAUUAGAUAUUUAGAGACGUUAAUUAUUUCUAAUGUGUAAAAACAAACCGAUCUGCAUAUUGUGUAUAAAAAGGGAGUACAAUUCUGUAGUGAUCUCUACAAUCACAGACUAGUAGGACAGUCUGCUCUAUGCUAUCUCUAUUAUAGAUAUUUUUACAUAUGUACAAAAUAUAUUACAUAAUGUGAAUUACAUAAGUACAAUAAAGAAAACGUGUCUUCUA